AUUCCCUUUAUUUUUUUCAUUACAGCUCAUUUUAUUAAAACUUAGCCCAUUGUUUUGGAUAUGCCUGCUAAAGUUAUUACGCCGGCGGAAUACUAUGAUCAAGACAAUGGUGGAUCCAUUCCAGUCUUUCGACCGACCAUGGCCCAGUUCAGAGAUUUCGCUUCCUUUAUGGAGGCCAUAGAUAGCUACGGAAAAGAGGCCGGGAUCGUUAAAGUGAUACCACCCAAAGAAUGGAUCGACGCAUUACCGAAUAACCGGAAAGCUUUAGAACGUGUUCGCGUACGGAAUCCUAUUAUCCAACAUAUUCUCGGCAGCCAAGGCCUUUAUACGCAAACAAAUAUAGAAAAACGACGUCCCUAUACAUUGAAUCAAUGGCGUACAUUAUGCGACCAGAAGCAACACAGACCUCCAACCAUUGGUUUAGGUCGCACAGCUCAAUCUCCUGUUACGCCAAAACGGGCCAAAACCAGUCCAACACACUCUAAAACUAGAGCAAUGCCCGCUUCUGACCCAACACCAUUAGCUGGAGCAGCGAAGCGAGCCUUGGAACAGGAAGAAAUCGAAUUGGCAGAAUCGGAUAAACCGGUUCCGAUUCAUUUCGAUCCCCACACCUUGGAUCAAACGCAAUAUUCGGUGGAGUAUUGUAAAGAAGUGGAACGUAUUUACUGGCGCAAUUUGACAUAUUCGCAGCCAAUGUACGGAGCUGAUAUGGCUGGCACAUUAUUUGACAAGUCCGUGAGCUCGUGGAACGUAAGCUCGCUUGACAACAUCCUUAACCACCUUGAUGUUGCCAUUCCCGGUGUGAACGAGCCCUAUCUUUAUUUUGGUAUGUGGAAAGCCACAUUUCCAUGGCAUGUCGAGGAUAUGGACCUUUACUCCAUUAAUUAUCUUCAUUUCGGCGCCCCCAAGCAGUGGUAUGCUAUUCCGUCGCGACACAGCAAAAAAUUUGAAGGGGUGAUGCAAAGUACAUUUUAUCAGCAAUACAAGGCCUGUUCUGAAUUUCUGCGACAUAAAACCCACAUUGCUUCGCCCAAAUUUCUUGCCAAUCAUGCUAUUUCUGUUCAAAGAUGCGUUCAAUAUCAAGGCGAAUUUAUAAUCACGUUUCCUUUUGGAUAUCACUCUGGCUACAAUCUUGGAUUAAAUUGUGCCGAAAGUGUUAAUUUUGCCUUGGCAUCCUGGAUCGACAUAGGAAAACGAGCCAAGGCAUGCAAUUGUAUUGCCGAUAGUGUUACUAUCGAUGUGUCCGCGUUGCAACCAUCUGCAGUUAUCAAGACCAAACCUGUAGCACAAAAAAAGCUCCUACAAAAGCAGUGCAUUUUAUGCCCGUCUAUCCAUGCAUCAGUACGGCCAUCGUCUAUGGUGAAAACCGAAGAGGGCAAUUGGAUUCAUCGUCUCUGUGCUGAAGCUAUUGCCGGCCUUUCUAUACACCGUUUAUCGAAAAGCCGUUGUAAAGUCAAGGGACUGACCAAUGUACCCCGAGCUCGAUGGAAACUGCUGUGUCUGUACUGUCGUGAACCACAGGGAGCUUGUGCACAAUGCUGUAGCAUGAAAUGUUGUCGAGCCUUUCACGUCACAUGUGCCGAAAAAGCCGGCGCCACGAUGAUAAAGAACAAUGAUGAAAAUUACUCUGACAUUUACUGUCCCCAGCAUGAUCCGAAACACAUUCAAAAACGGCAAGCAUCAAAACAAGCAUUCUAUGAUCAGUUAGCGCGUCAGCUUUAUGUAGGCAGACGAAUAUGGGCAGUCUUUCGUGGAACAGAGAACUGCAGUGGGACGAUUGAAAGUAUCAACAAUGAAAAGCGUACAUGUCGAAUACGCUGCGAUCUUGGUUUCACUUCUACCGUUCCAUGGCGAGACAUUCGUUUGGAGUAGAACCUACUCUGCUUUCUUUGCACUAUUAUUAAUACUUGCUUUCCCCUUCCCUUAUUCUACUUCGCCUUGUAUGUAUGUUCAUAAACUAAGAUGUACAUAAAUAAAUUUUAUCUGAAAG
This is a messenger RNA of Radiomyces spectabilis, 1990 nucleotides long. RefSeq names its product JmjC domain, hydroxylase-domain-containing protein. The record is from RefSeq and is a predicted model, not a curated record. Gene Ontology annotation, molecular function: histone H3K9 demethylase activity; histone H3K36 demethylase activity. Gene Ontology annotation, cellular component: nucleus. Gene Ontology annotation, biological process: chromatin remodeling. The transcript is spliced from 11 exons. The coding region runs from base 61 to 1872 and encodes 603 amino acids. Lineage: Eukaryota; Fungi; Mucoromycota; Mucoromycetes; Mucorales; Radiomycetaceae.